AUGAAAACACAGCGUUACACAGGAAAGGUCGUCGAUACCAUGCCGAUCUACAGUUCCGACGCUGUGCACAGGGAAGUGACCUUGCAAUUGAGAAUCGACCGAGAACUGGCCGAUGGGAGAAAGGAAUUAUUGGUCUCGUAUCCCAUCAACGGAUCAAUUUUUCUUUGUGGCCAGGAUGACACCUACCAUUACUUGAAUGACUUCGAAGGCACCCUGACUAAUCCUCCACCACCCACGUGUUGUGUCCGACCUUUGUACAAUUAUGAAUUAGUCGUGGCUAUUCCAAAACCAUUCGCGAAGCAACUUGAUUCUCACACAUAUCAAAUUCCUGAGAUUGGAUGGGACUAUGAGAAGGAGAGAAUUUUCAGUUAUUUCUCUGAAAGUAAAAAUGACAGCCCGCCAGGUGGAAGCCUAGAGCCUAAUUAUGAGGAGGAAUCUGAUCGGCAGGAAGACCAGCAGUCAAAACCAAUCGAAGAGGGGACUUCUGAAGUUACAUGUUUUAUAAAUGAGAAUAUUGAAAAGACUUUAGAAAAAUGGGACAAGGAAGUCGGUGGAAACGUGGAUGAGGUGGUGCAACAGUAUUUCGAAAAUCCUGACGCUGUUCAGGGACAACUAUGA
Molecule: messenger RNA, 618 nt
Organism: Talaromyces rugulosus
Lineage: Eukaryota; Fungi; Ascomycota; Eurotiomycetes; Eurotiales; Trichocomaceae
Exons: 2
Coding region: 1-618 (205 amino acids)
Source: RefSeq, a predicted model, not a curated record